Molecule: messenger RNA, 2341 nt
Organism: Tachysurus fulvidraco (yellow catfish)
Lineage: Eukaryota; Metazoa; Chordata; Actinopteri; Siluriformes; Bagridae
Product: serine/threonine-protein kinase pim-3-like
Exons: 15
Coding region: 326-2104 (592 amino acids)
Biological process (GO): negative regulation of apoptotic process; regulation of mitotic cell cycle; protein autophosphorylation
Cellular component (GO): cytoplasm
Molecular function (GO): protein serine/threonine kinase activity; ATP binding
Source: RefSeq, a predicted model, not a curated record
GGACAGUUAAAAAGCGUGACACACUAACACAACAAAUCCUGCAGUUAGAUUUGAUCAGUUAAAUAAAACUCUCUAAUAAAUAUUAACUAAUCUGUAUGUUAGCUAGAUAGCUUUAGGUAACCGGUAUGCAUGUGCUAACUAGUUUAUCGUUCAAUAUACUGGGGUAUACUGGGCUAGUUGGGUGUCGGUGAGGCCUUAUAUUGUGACCAUUGUCAGUGGAUCUCUACUGACACGGUAGCAAAAGCUCCAGGGUCAAACCAGGGGCUCUUUGGACUAUUUGGUCCAUUUAAAUCUGGUUUUUCAAAAUAAGUUUAGGUCAAUUGAAAUGCCCCAACCUGAACGAGAGCCUCAUGCUCAUCCAAGAAGGCCAGGGAAUGCCAGAGUCCUCCACGUUGAUGGGGACAGUAUAAGGUUUCCUGGCCCUCUGAUGAGCAAUAAGAUGCAGUUGAAUGACCUGGUUGAUUUUAUCCAGAGGAAAUCUCAGGGGUGUCUCCAACAUGCGGAGGAACCUGAGCAAAAGGAGGCGUAUUUCUUUUGGAAGAUUAUGGAGCUACUUUGCAAUAAAAAUGGAGAUGUAAUGCUGGCUGAAGUUGCUGUGAUUCUCUUCAAGGGAUAUGGCUUGCUGAGGAAAAAGCUUGGGGUUAAGAACCAAGAUGGCUGGUGUCUUCCCCUGGCGCAGCUUUUAUGUGCCAAUGAACCAAAAUAUGAACACGUAAAAGGCGUGGUUAAAAUGGGAGAAAAGCUUGACUCCGAAGGACUGACGUAUGCCGCACACAUCUGCUACGUGAUCGCGCUGGAGGAGCUGAAAACACGUCAGAGAUCGAGCUUUGAACUAAUAGGAUGUGACAGUUUGCCAUUAGGUCAAUCAGCCAUGAAGGAUGCUAUUGAAAGAACCGAGGUGUACGAAUAUGUGUGCUCGCUCACCUCAGGCCUUGCCCAGCCUAACUUCCAGAUCUACAAGUGCUAUUAUGCCAGCAGUCUAGCUGAGUGUGGACAUUUUAAUCAAGCCGUUGAUUACUGCGAGUCCAUCGCUAGAGCAAUCGCCACCUUCCCUUUCAAAAUCACAAAGGCCACGUUGGAUCGGACUAUUACACUGUCUAAGAGAUUACACAGAGGCAAGGGAAAGGAACCCGAGUGGCUGCUAAAUCUUCGCCAGCUGCACACAUACAAAGUGUUUAAGCUUGAGGACUCAGAAUGUGGUCUUAUGACCAGUGAAAUGCUUGCUCUCAGAUUUCCUCUUCGGAAGCACCGUAUUUCUUCAGAGGAGGAGUUUGAUUCACGAUACACUCUGGGAAAGCUGCUGGGAGAAGUAGAGUUCGGAUCCAUCCGUGCAGGCGUACGUAAGGCGGAUGGCAAACAGGUAGACAUUAAACAAGUGGGCAAAAGUCGAUAUGAUGAAUUUAUCACCAUUCCCGGAGAGACACAGAGCUUCCCUUUGGAAGUGGCGUUGAUGAAAAUGGUAUCCAAACCAUUUGGCUGUGACAAUGUGCUGGAGCUGAUAGAGUGGUUUGAGAUGUCAGAUUGUUGCAUCUUGGUCCUGGAGCAUCCCGGCCACUGCCUUGGCCUUCAUGUAUUCUGCAAACUUCACAAAGGCCGACUGUCGGAACCACUGGCUCGGCAAAUCAUGCAUCAAGUGGUUCAGGCUGCUCGUCAUUGCUGUGACUGUGGUGUUUUUCAUGGUGACAUCAAGGCAGAGAAUCUUCUGAUCAAUACUGACACUCUGGAUGUCAAGUUGAAAGACUUUGGCUGUGGGGAUUUGCUCAAAGACACCCCCUAUACAAGAUAUGCAGGCACUUGGGCUUUCUGCCCUCCUGAAUGGAUAUGUGAGGGACAGUAUUUGGGCCGUCCUGCUAUAGUCUGGAGUCUGGGUGUACUCCUGUUUAACUUGGUGUGCAGAGACAUGUUAGAGGACAACAACGUUCAUCGGGACAUGCACUUGGCUCCCGAUUUGUCUGGAGAUUGCAGAGAUCUGAUCUGGUGGUGUCUGGAACAAGACCCUCACUCUAGGCCAACUUUCGAGGAAAUCCUCAACCACAAAUGGUUUACAAGACUUCAGAACAAAGUCAAGGAUAAACCAGGAAAAAGAGAACUGACCAAAUUAUAAUGAGCUAAGAAUAGUCUAGAUUAGAUGGUUUGUACUGGAUCAGUAUUGAGUUCUGUAGUGAAGAUUGCUGCAUACAUUUUGGGAUUAUUGUUUGUUUUUAUAUGUGAUUUAUUUAUAAGGGGGCAAAUGGUGCAUAGGCAUUUUACAGUGAUAGUAUGUUUUCUUAUAAGGGGGACAGGCACCGUAAGUGUGUACGAAGAUUCUGACUCUUCUUGAUUUAAUAAAUUUGUGAUUGAA